This is a messenger RNA of Oenanthe melanoleuca, 5480 nucleotides long. It is a transcript of the gene ZBTB39, whose product is annotated as zinc finger and BTB domain containing 39. Gene Ontology annotation, molecular function: protein binding. Gene Ontology annotation, biological process: regulation of immune system process; regulation of cytokine production; negative regulation of transcription by RNA polymerase II. Bases 168 to 2297 code for a protein of 709 amino acids. The record is from RefSeq and is a predicted model, not a curated record. The transcript has 2 exons. NCBI's taxonomy places the organism in Eukaryota, Metazoa, Chordata, Aves, Passeriformes, Muscicapidae.
GGGGCCGGGGCGGGCGCGGGGCGGGUCGGCGCCUUUGUGUGAGCCGGGCCGGGAUGGUGCGGGGCGCCGGGCGGUGCCCCUUGCCCUGCCAGUUCCUGCUCCCGCCACGGAUGAAAGCGUGAAGGCCGAGCUGACCAGGAGAAGGGAACUCUUAAGCAGCUGCUAAGAUGGGCAUGAGGAUCAAGCUGCACAGCACCAACCACCCCAACAACCUGCUGAAGGAACUCAACAAGUGCCGGCUGUCCGAGACCAUGUGCGACGUCACCAUCCUGGUGGGCUCCCGCUCCUUCGCCGCGCACAAGGCCGUGCUGGCCUGUGCUGCUGGCUACUUCCAGAACCUCUUCCUCAACACGGGGCUGGACGCUGCCAGGACCUACGUGGUGGAUUUCAUCACGCCAGCCAACUUUGAGAAGAUCCUGAGCUUCGUGUACACCUCGGAGCUCUUCACCGACCUCAUCAACGUGGGUGUCAUCUACGAGGUGGCGGAGAGGCUGGGCAUGGAGGAUCUGCUGCAGGCUUGUCACUCCACCUUUCCUGACCUGGAGAGCUCGGCCAUCACCAAGCAGCCUGCCCUGGCUGUGGGGGAAGGCCGGGCUGGGGCGCUGAGCAGCACCUCCUCGGAGCAGAGCCACUCUUUGGGAGACAUGCGGAGUGGUGCGGAGCACUUCGGCCCCGAGCGGAGUUUCCUCCUGCACGGGGACAUGGCAGGCAGCUACAAAGAGGAUGACAGGAAUCCUGUGGGUGAGGCCAGCCAGGCUCUUCCCCUGAUGCACCCACAGCAGCCUCCUAAGGCAGAGCAGGAGUCGGAUCCAGGGCAGUUUGCUCCUGUCGCGGGUCUGGGGGUCCAGCAAGGUGGGAAUGUCAUGGCACAGAGCACCGGCAGCUCCUGCCCUCAGUACAAGGCCCAGAGCAAUGGUGACUACAGCAAGGGCAGCUUCUUCCCCACUGACCCCUCCCUGGAUGUGUCCACAGGGAGCAACUCCUGCCCCAGCAACAGCGACCACUCCAAAGAGCAGGGAUUCGAGCAGAUGGAUGAGCUCCAGCUGGAGGAUUUGGGAGAGGCCGAGCUGCAUUUUGAGGAUGCUGGAGAAGAGCUGGUCCCGUCUGAGGAAGUGAUUGAGCUGAGUGAUGACAGCGAGGAGGAGCUGGCCUUCGAGAGCGACAGCCGGGACAGCAAGGCCAUGCCCUGCCAGGUGUGCAAGAAGGUGCUGGAGCCCAACAUCCAGCUGAUCCGCCAGCACGCCAGGGACCACGUGGACCUGCUCACGGGGAACUGCAAAGUGUGUGAGGCCCACUUCCAGGACCGCAACUCCAGGGUCAUUCACAUGCUGUCCCACAUCGGCAUCUUCCUCUUCUCCUGCGACAUGUGCGAGACCAAGUUCUUCAUGCAGUGGCAGCUGACGCUGCACCGGCGGGACGGGGUGUUCGACAACAACGUCAUCGUCCACCCCAGUGACCCCCUGCCGGGGAAGGUGGCUGUGUUUGGGGCAGGGCCCAGCCCUGAGCUGGCCUGUGCUGCCUGCGGGAAGCCUUUGGCCAAAGAUUUCCACACGGUGCGGAGCCACCUGCUGGAGCACGUGAACCUGAAGAGCCAGACGUGCGGCGUGUGCGACCAGCGGCACCUGAGCCCCUGCAGCCUGAUGUGGCACGCCCUGUCCCACCUGGGCAUCUCCGUCUUCUCCUGCUCCGUCUGCGCCAGCAGCUUCGUGGACCGGCAGCUGCUGGAGAAGCACCUGGCCGUGCACCAGCACGAGGAGGAGGCUCUUUUCCAGUGCCACUUCUGCAGCCAGAGCUUCAAGCUGGAAGCUGCCUAUCGCUACCACGUCAGCCAGCACAAAUGCGGGGGCAGCCUGGACGUGCGGGCGGGGUUCGGGGAGCGCCUGCAGCCUCAAGGGCUGCCCAAGAGGAAACUGCCCGAGGAGUUCCUGAGCGAAGAGCUGGCGCUGCAGAACCAGCCAGGAAACAGCAAGUACAGCUGCAAGGUGUGUGGUAAAAGGUUUGCCCACACCAGCGAGUUCAACUACCACCGGCGCAUCCACACCGGGGAGAAGCCGUACCAGUGCAAGGUGUGCCACAAGUUCUUCCGAGGGCGCUCCACCAUCAAGUGCCACCUGCGGACGCACUCGGGGGCCCUCAUGUAUCGCUGCACCGUGUGCGGCCACUACAGCUCCACGCUCAACCUGAUGAGCAAGCACAUAGGGGUGCACAAGGGCAGCCUGCCCCCCGAUUUCACCAUCGAGCAGACUUUCAUGUACAUCAUCCAUUCCAAAGAGGCGGAGAAAAACACGGAUAGCUGAUGGGGCAGGGCCGUGGUGUUAAUGGAGGAAGCUGUGGAGGAAAAAAAAAAGGUGUUGUUUCGUUUUAUUUAAUGGUCAGGCGUCAUGGAUGGGAUGGAAUUCUUUUUUGGUUUUGGUUUAAUUUUAUUUUUUUUUUUAAUUUUUUUGGGGCCUUCCUAAGGCUUUUUAGAUUGGUGGCGUUGUACAAAUUAACAGCACGUGAGGUACAUCACUGUUUCAAGGAGUCUGUCGUGUUUACUUACCUCUGGUCCUGUUAGAGGCCAUCGAGUUCUGUGCUUUUAGCAUUUCUCACUAGUUUUUGAGCCUAGAUUCUAUUUUUUUUUUUAACCCUUUAGCCCACUUGACCAGGCUAACCCUGAGCUUGUCCACAAACUGAUGCUGCUAAGAUUUUCACACCUGACCUCAGUGGAGAGGGACAGAGCCAGAACAGGUGCUGGACUCGAAGAAAAGGAGCAAAAGAGAAAGGAAAAAAAAAAAGGAAAAAGACAUUCUGGGUGUUCUGCUGCUACUGCCAGGAGACAGGCAAAGUGUGCUCUGGAAUCAACCAUUGCUGCGUUGCUGGGAAGAGGAGCAGGAAGAACCUGAGUGUGUAAACAAGGAGAGAUCCCAGCAGGGAACCAGGAGCAGGGAAUUCACAGUGGCUGGGACUCACUCUGCCCUGAGAGCUGGAGGAGGAGAUGAAGGAGCCGCACAAUGUCCCUGCAGAGCCCGGGAGGAGGUGGCUGUGUGUUCUCCCACAGGACUGCAGAGGGAGGGAAGCAGAUCCCUGCUCCCUGGGAGGGUUUUCGUGGCCAUGGGGAUCCAGGAGUCUCCUGGCUCUGCUCUGCCCCAGCAGACGAGUCAGGAUGAAGCUGUUGCCUUAACUCCCUGGAAGGAGGAGGGACCUUUCUCCUACCAGAGGGAUCCCCUCUCCCAGCCCUGGAUUGCCACGUCCUGGUUGUGUUCCAGUGGCAGAUGUGGUUGGAAUGAUGUGAUUUGUUCAUGGAGUGGGAGCCACAGUGGUGGUUUGGCCUCUCAGGCUCUGUGCUGGGCACUUCUGGGGGCUCUCCUGGGUGUGGGGGUCCCUCCUGGCCAUGGAGGGGCUCUGCUGGCCACGGGUGUCUCUCCCUCUCUGUGUUUUGGUGGCCCCUGGUGCAGGAGGCUCUUCUGGGCAUGGGGAGCUCUGCUGGGCGUGUGUCAGGCUCUCCUGGGCACAGGGAGCUCUCCUGGCCCUGUGUCAGCUCCUCCUCAUCAUGGGGGUCUCUCCUGGGCACUCCUGGGGGUCUCUCCUGGCCACCCUGGCGAGGUCAGCUGGUGCCAGCAGUAUUAACACUGGGAAGGGCAUGGAUCAGCUUCUCCCCCGUGUUAUCCAGCUGUGGGGCAGAGGUGGGGGAGGAACAGAUGUUUCCAAGCUGGGACUGCCCUCGGGUAACUCAUUCUACCUCACAAACCAGGAAGUGCUGGGGGCUCGGCGGUCGUGGCUCGGCUCCUGCGCUUCUGUCAAGUUUUGCUGUUACAAAACUGAACUAAACUGAACUAAACUAGUGAUUUGCAAAGCCUGGAAACUUCACCCCACUGAGGGCCACCCAGGAAGGGCCAUCCUGCAGUGGGGGCUGGACUCUGAGAGCUCAGAGCACCCCGGGGUCUCUCUGCUGGCUCUGCUGUGGCCUUGGGCAGGUCACUUCACCUCUUUGCCUCAGUUUCCUCAUCUGUAAAAUGAGGGUGGUACCUCCCGUGGUACCGAGCUACCUCCGGGAGUGGGAGGGUGCUGGAGCCUGGCUUUGGGGGGAGGGAGGCACCAGAGCCAAGGGCAGCUCUGGGUGCUCUGGUGACUCCUGAACUCUGGCCUGGAGGUCCUGGGAUGGCUGUGUUGAGCUGUGCUGGGUUUUACAAGAGAAAAGGUGAUUUUGGGAAUGGUGUGGUUGCUCUGGGAAAUGUGGGGGCUUUGCUGUGAGCUCCUCUGAGCUGCUCUCUGUGUUCCAGGGUUUUUGUCGUGGAAUUGUGGGAGGGAUGAGGCUGGAAGGGACCUUUGGGGGUCACCCAGUGCCACCCUCUGCAGAGUCCCCUCAAGCACUCAGGGCUGUGCCUGGCUGGGGACAGGGACAGGGAUGGGCACCACCUGCACUGCUCUGGAGGUGGCUGUGAGGGAUAGACAAGGCUGGGAGAGCUUUGAGACCCUCCUGGAAUGUUCCAGAAGCCGUGCUGAGCUUCAGGGAGGGUCUGCAGCCCUGGAUCUCACUAAGCUGAAAAGCAAAAGCCUUUUGUGCACAUAAACCAAAAAGAGAAGCUUUUACACUGAAAUACCAACGGGCACAGCCAGCCCUCACUCCUGGCCCUUGGGGGGGAAAGCAGGAGCCCCCUGCUUGCUGCUGCCUCUGAUCCAGGGAAAUUCUGUUUGCCUGGGUUGAAAGGGAUCAUUCCCACAUGGAACACCCCAAAAUCAGCAGCAGAGGGGAUGCAGGGAUGGGUGUGGACCUGCUGCUGCUGCUCCUGGGGGUGAUUCCCAGAGGGGUCAGAGACCUGAGUGCUCCCCCCAGGAGGGUCCUGGGUGUUCCUGAGCCUUCAGGGCUUGGCAGGGGUGUCACCCCUGUCCCUGUGUCCCAGCCUGGCUGGGAGCUCCAGAUGGGUGUUGGGAGAGCCAGAGCAGCUGCUCUGUGCCAGAUUUGGUUCCUUCACCACCACCCUGGGCAAACCUGGCUCCCUCCCACCCCUGUGGGGCUGUGGGGACACCCACCUACCUCCCCUGAGGUGUUUGCAAAGUGCUUUGGGAUCCUGGGCUAGGAGAGGGAGUUGCAGAAGGGAAAUUCUGGCAGCAUCCAGGUCAUGGAGCCUCCUGUGGAUCCCAGAUGGGAAUCCCCGCUGAGGACCCUGCUCCAAGCCCAGGCUCACUCCCAUCCCAACACAAAAUCCAUUUUCCCUGCUCUCAGUGGAUCCAGGUCUCUCAUCAGAGUAACUGAGCAGAAGAAGAAAGAACAAGAGUUGAACUUGUGUCUAACCUUUUCAUUAAGUUAAUCGUAGGUACUGACCUCCUGCUAUUUAAGUGUUUACUAUCUAUUUGCUGUAAAGUUUUGUAUAUUUUGUAAACUUUCCCCCCCUCCCCCAAAUCGUAGAUGUCUAAAAUCGUUGUACAUCGGGUUCUUUUCUACUCCAUUGUUCAGCACAAAGUGUGUUUUUUAUUUAGAAUAAUAAAAUGGAAAACAUUGA